This is a messenger RNA of Drosophila pseudoobscura, 752 nucleotides long. RefSeq names its product probable splicing factor, arginine/serine-rich 7. The transcript has 2 exons. The record is from RefSeq and is a predicted model, not a curated record. Lineage: Eukaryota; Metazoa; Arthropoda; Insecta; Diptera; Drosophilidae. Bases 67 to 705 code for a protein of 212 amino acids.
UUUUGAAGUGAACUGUACAUGAGCCAAGCGACAAUACAAUCAAAAAUAAAUAAAUAAAAAAAGACAAUGCGGGAACGGGAAAGACAUGAUAGAGACCGCGACCGGGAAAGAGAGCGAGAUCGGGACCGCGACAAAGAACGCGACCGAAGGUACCACUCCAAGUCCCCCACCAGGAGCAGCCGGCAAAGCUCCAAACCCAAAAAGAAGAAGUCGAAGAAAUCUAAAAAGUACUACAGGCGUAGUCGUAGCAGUAGCCGCAGCUCGUCGCGCAGCUCAUCGCCACGCAGUCCAAGCAGCUCCCGGAGCCGGCACAGCAAGAGUCGCAGUCGGGACUAUAACAAAUCUCGCUCUGCCUCCCAAAGGACAACCCGAGCACCGAGUUCGGAGAGCAAUUCACGUUCAACGCCUCUCGCUAGCAACGUCAAGGGCAUCGAUUUGCUGGAUACCAAAGUGCAGAAGGCCUUGGAAAAGAUAGACGAGGAUACCUUCAAGCCGUCAGCUUUCUUCAGCACCAAAGAUCGUGAGGCCCCAGAGAAGGUUAUCAUAGAUCUGAAAAACGAAACGGUGACCGUACCGAAGCCAUCGAACCCGGUCCAAACCGAAGAUGUAAUAUUUCAUCCCAACUUCCUUGGAAAUCCUGACCUUAAGACGGAGAAAUGGAUUCGCAAACUUUACGUAUAUCGCCAAAAGUACAUCCAGGAAUAGUAGAAUUUACAAUUUUUAUUUAAGAAACAAUAAACGUAUGUCUAGAA